Molecule: messenger RNA, 630 nt
Organism: Parnassius mnemosyne (clouded apollo)
Lineage: Eukaryota; Metazoa; Arthropoda; Insecta; Lepidoptera; Papilionidae
Source: the annotation of a GenBank genome assembly
AUGUUGCAUCCUGUAAUGCAUAUAUUAAAACAGAAAAAUAUUGUCUUAGCAAGUGGUUCUCCAAGACGAAAAGAACUCGUCGAAAACAUAGGUCUGAAAGUAAGCCUGUGUCCGUCACUAUUUGAGGAAAACUUGGAUCCUAAAAGUUAUAAUAGUUUCUCAGAAUUUGUUGAAGAAACAGCCUUGCAGAAAGUUCUUGAAGUUGACGAUAGGUUAAAGAAACAGGGCCACAAACCAGAUGUUGUUAUUGGUGCUGAUACAAUGGUGACUUUGGAUGGUGAAUUAUUUGGUAAACCUACUUCUGAGAAGGAAGCAUUUGAAAUGUUGACAAGGCUAUCAGGCAGAUCUCAUACUGUAUAUACAGGUGUAGUGGUAAAGUCAUUUGAAAAAGUUGUUAAGUUUACUGAAAAGACUAAUGUUGUGUUUGGUAAAAUGGAUAAAGAGCAGAUCCUAGGUUACAUAUCUACCGGAGAACCCAUGGACAAAGCUGGUGGAUAUGGUAUACAAGGAGUCGGAGGCACAUUUGUAGAAAGAGUAGAAGGCGAUUACUUCACAGUUGUUGGACUACCCUUGUACAGGCUUUGUUCUGUUAUAUACGAUAUGUUCAAACAUCAGCUGAAUAAAAGCUAA